Molecule: messenger RNA, 1882 nt
Organism: Penaeus vannamei (Pacific white shrimp)
Lineage: Eukaryota; Metazoa; Arthropoda; Malacostraca; Decapoda; Penaeidae
Biological process (GO): regulation of transcription by RNA polymerase II
Cellular component (GO): nucleus; transcription regulator complex
Source: RefSeq, a predicted model, not a curated record
UCGAACCAAAACAAGCUCUCCAGACGCCGCAGAAAUGGCCAUCGUCUGGAGUCCCGGCCUUACGAAAUCUCUCCUAGAGAAGAUCAGGACCCGGGAAGUGCUGUGGGAUACCAACCAUCGUUUCUUCAGCAAAAAGAACCUGAGGAGGAGCUGCUUCGAUCAAGUAUGCAUGGAGUUGAAGUCUGAGCACAAGCAUCUUCACGCACUGACGACAGAUGAUGUUGUCCAGAGAUUCCAGUAUCUUCGAGGCCACUUUCAGAAGUUGUUGAGGAAAAUAAAAAAUUCGCCUAAUGGUUCGGGAGCCCAAACACCAGCUAAAUGGGAGUUUUUCAAUUCCUGUUUAUUUAUGCAACCAAUCUAUGAUAAUGUUCAAAGUCAAUCAAGUUUCACACCCUCAGAUGACAUGAUGGAAAUGCCAUGCAAUGGAGUUGUUGUAUAUGAAGGCUUAUUGGAGAAAGACUCGACAGGCAAUGAAGACAGGGUGUUGUUGUCCCCUUCCUCAUCAGUGUCGUCUCCUUCACCUCUGCCUGAUCUCCCAGAAGAUAGCAAAGAAUCAUUUCAUAAACCCUCGGUAUCAUCCACUCCUUCACCCCUUCCUGAUCUUCCAGAAAUCCCGCCAGAGUCAAGAAAUUUGAAGAGGAAAAGGACGUGGGAUGAGAUGGAGGAAAAUUUAAUGGAAUCCAUCAACUGUGUGAAGGAGGCAUGGUCGUCACAGAGUCAGAAUCAGGUGCAGGGAAAGCCGUUCCGUUAUGAUAUGGCCACUGAGGCUGUGAUGUCCUGUGUGGAAUUCCUUUCUUCUCAUAAGGAUCUCAAAAUGGAGUUCAUAGUGGAAGUGAUGUCCCUCGUUAAUAGAACAGUUAAAAAAGUACAAGAAAGAGAGAGCAAACAACUCCACAAGAAUAAUCAAAUCCUUUGAGCUAGUUGUUGCUUUUGUUCUUUUUGUGUUUGCUGUGAUAUUUAAUUAAUAUGUGAGAUAUAGUCAGAAUGAAAUAAGAGAUUUAUAAGAACAGUUUUUGUAUAAAAAUAUUUUCUUCCUUGCAGUUCUCACACUAUUGCAUAUGCACAUGACCAGGUCUGUGUUACACACGGAUACACGCACACCCACAGAUAUAUGCACACCCAUGGAAACAUGCAUGCCCACGGAUACAUGCACACCCAAGGAGACACACACAUGCACCCACACGCACACUCAAAGAUACACGUGCACUUAUCCACAUGCACCCCCUCUCCCCCCACACACAUGCAUAGGUAUAGAUAGUAGAGAAUAAACAUAUAUUUAAUAUGAUACAGUGUACAUAAUCUAUGUAUAUAUAUAUAUGUUAACACGUUUAUAUAUUUAUGUCCUUUUGUACAAUAUAUUUAUAUUAUAGUGAUUUCUGUCCCUUUGUAUACUAGGCAGGAUUUCAUGGCAUGUAAAAAGUAUGUAUUCUUACAAGUGAGCUGGUAUUCCAGUGUGAGGAACGAGUCACUUUUGAGCAAUUACCGAAGUAACAGUUCAGGGCAUUCUAUGGUUUUUAGUGUUACAUGUAUUUUCUAGUUCCUCUUAAAGACAGUUUUUACCAGCUCAGAUGACAAAAUCAGCUUACAUAUUUGGGGUUCAUGAAUUCCUGUUGUUGCUUGUAGAAUUUGUUUGAUGUUUUUUGUUUUUUUGCCUACAUUGUUGUAUGUCAGAUGAUAUAAUACAUUGUAUGAUUUUACUCUGAUGUAUGGCCUUUGAUAGAGAAUGUGUAUGGGUCUAUCUCCCUGAAUGCAGUAUAUUUGUUUUUAUAUAAUUGGAAAGCCCAAGAUAGAAUGUAACUAUUUUUGUAUUGAUUUUAGUCCCCUGAUAAAUAUUUUCAUAUUUUUAUAGAAGUUUUGAUGAAUGAAAUGUCAUUGAGAAACA